This is a messenger RNA of Trifolium pratense (red clover), 2292 nucleotides long. RefSeq lists its product as uncharacterized. Lineage: Eukaryota; Viridiplantae; Streptophyta; Magnoliopsida; Fabales; Fabaceae. The record is from RefSeq and is a predicted model, not a curated record. Bases 1 to 2292 code for a protein of 763 amino acids. The transcript is spliced from 3 exons.
AUGGAUGAACAAAGAACACUAAGGCAGCUUGCUGCUCCUGAUGUCAAUUACAAUGGUCUAUGCAUUCAAUAUACUGACGUUGAUAUUCCUUUUGAAUUGAAAUCUGGUUUGAUACAUUUGUUGCCCAAGUUUCAUGGUCUUGCAGGUGAGGAUCCGCAUAAGCAUUUGAAGGAAUUUCAGGUAGUUUGUUCUACACCAUUGAGGCCUGAAGGUAUAACAGAGGAUCAUAUCAAGCUUAGAGCCUUUCCAUUCUCGCUCCAGGGUGCUGCCAAAGAUUGGUUGUACUAUCUUGAGCCGAAUUCUAUCACAACUUGGAAUGAUUUGAAGAAGGCAGGGAAACGAAUCAUUGGCAGAAUACUGGGAAAGAUUCAAGCAGCUAGUUCUAGUUGUCCCCAACACCAGAUCACCGAGCAAUUACUCAUCCAAUAUUUCUAUGAAGGGUUGCUACCAAUGGAUCGAAACAUUUUGGAUGCUGCAAGUGGUGGAGCACUUGUUGAUAAAACUCCAGCUGCUGCAAAGGCCUUGAUCGAGAACAUGUCACUCAACUCGCAACAGUUUACAACCAGAAAUAAUUCUGCAAGUGUAAAUGAGAUUCAGUCUUCCUCUUCCUCCAUCAAGGCGCUCGAAACCAAGUUUGAUGCUAGAAUUGAUGAACUUACUUCCUUGGUGAAAAAGUUGGCAGUUAGCAAAGCUCAACCAGCAAAAGUGUGUGGUAUUUGUACUUCUUCUGAGCACCCGACUGAUACAUGCCCCAUUCUACAAGAUGAAACAAUAACUGAGCUUCCUCAAGCAUAUGCAGUAGCAGCAGCCCUUUACAAUCAAAACAGGUACAACAAUCCUGACCUCUCCACCAACAAAUAUCACCCCAGUUGGAGGAAUCAUCAAAACCUCCAAUAUGUGAAUCAGUCACAAGCUGCAGCCCCUGCUGCCCCACCAGCCACUUCUUCACUGGAAGACCUUGUCAAGCAACUGGCACAACGAACAGAUGCUAGCAUUCAGAACCUGACAACGCAGAUGGGACAAAUGGCCAAUGCAAUAGGCCAACUACAAGCCCAAGGCUCUGGUAACCUUCCUGCACAAACAGUGCCGAAUCCGAAUGUGAAUGUGAGUGCAAUUACUUUGAGAUCUGGAAGAGUGUCAGAACCAGCUCCAGAGAAAAAGAAGAAGAAAACCGUUGCAUCAUCAUCUGCUCCUGAACCUCCUUCUGUUACAACUGAGACCGAACCCGAAAAAGAAAGAGUAUAUGUGCCACCAAUUCCUUUUCCUCAAAGGGUGCAGAAAAAUAUCAAGAAGACAGUUGAGGAAGACAAGGAGAUUUUAGAUGUAUUCAGAAAAUGUGCGGUUAACAUUCCUCUCCUUGAUGCAAUUAAACAGAUUCCUAAAUAUGCAAAAUUCCUGAAAGACUUGUGCACACACAAGAGGAAGUUGAAGGGAAAUGAGAGAGUCAGUUUGGGACGAAAUGUUUCUGCUUUCAUUCAGCCCAAAACUGGUUCCUCAGCUAAUGUCUCAGUUCUCAGUCAGACCAUGCCAGAAAAGUGUGAUGAUCCAGGAGUUUUUGGUAUUCCCUGUUCCAUUGGGGAUCACAAGUUUGAAAAUUGUAUGCUUGAUCUAGGAGCAGGUAUUAAUAUUAUGCCUACUUCUAUUUAUAAUAACCUUGAUCUUGGUCCUUUGCAGCCUACAGGUUUAAUCGUGCAAUUAGCAAACAGGAGCAAUGCCCGCCCUGCUGGGAAGGUAGAAGAUGUCCUGGUGCAAGUUAAUGACUUGAUUCUUCCUGCAGAUUUCUACAUUCUAGACAUGGAGGGAGAAACUAAUUCCAGCAGGGCACCCAUCAUUCUAGGCCGACCAUUCAUGAGAACGGCAAGAACAAAAGUUGAUGUUUAUGAUGGAACCAUGUCCAUGGAGUUUGGCGACAUUGUCGCUAAGUUUAACAUUUUUGAUGCCAUGAAACAUCCCGUGGAAGAACAUUCUGUUUUUUAUAUGGAUUUAGUUACUAACACUAACCUUUGCUCUGUUUGUGCUAAGAUUGAAUCUGAUUUGCAGGAUAAUAACAUUCAUACAGGUGAAGUUGUUGUCAAUGAGGCAGUCUGUACGGUUAAAGUUCUUGACAUUCCGGCUACCCCAACCAAACACUCCCAUGAUAAAGAAAAGACUACGCACUUCCAUGAUAAGAUGAUUUCCAAAAAGAAAUUUUCUGUUGGCCAAAAAGUCUUGCUGUUUAAGUCUCGCCUGAAAGAUAUGAAAUUAAAAGUACAGGUACUGGCAAGGUUUUCAAAGCAAAAGGACAACGGUUGA